Messenger RNA from Symbiodinium pilosum, 213 nucleotides. Lineage: Eukaryota; Dinophyceae; Suessiales; Symbiodiniaceae. The record is from the annotation of a GenBank genome assembly.
AUGCUGAGGCACGUCACCGCUUUUGCAGAUGUCCUACGAGACCACCAUGCAGUUUUUGUCCACAGCAUGCAAGGAAGACUUGCUCGACAACAUGGUUUCGCCUGCAAGUGCCAUUGUUCUUGGACAGCCUCCAGCGGUUGGCACAGGUGUAGUCAAUCUCUUGGUCGAUUUGGAUCCACCAGCACAGCCCUCAGAGCAGUCCAAGUUUUAUAG